Erigeron canadensis is the source of this 984-nucleotide messenger RNA. RefSeq names its product LEAF RUST 10 DISEASE-RESISTANCE LOCUS RECEPTOR-LIKE PROTEIN KINASE-like 2.5. Gene Ontology annotation, biological process: protein phosphorylation. The record is from RefSeq and is a predicted model, not a curated record. Gene Ontology annotation, molecular function: protein kinase activity; ATP binding. NCBI's taxonomy places the organism in Eukaryota, Viridiplantae, Streptophyta, Magnoliopsida, Asterales, Asteraceae. The transcript has a single exon. The coding region runs from base 16 to 984 and encodes 322 amino acids.
AAAGAAAUCACAAAAAUGACAAAAUCGUUCCAAGAGAAACUAGGACAAGGAGGCUACGGAAGUGUUUACAAAGGACAAUUGACAGACGGGCAACUAGUUGCAGUGAAGCUUUUGGCUGAAACUCAUGGAGAUGGAGAAGAUUUCAUUAAUGAAGUUGCUAGCAUCAGUAGAACUUCCCAUGUCAACAUAGUCACACUAGUGGGUUUCUGUAUUGAGGGAGAGAAAAGAGCCCUCGUGUAUGAGUUCAUGCCACAUGGAUCCUUGGAUAAGCAUCUAGAUGGUGAUUGCGCUCAUCUGGACUGGAACACAUUAUUCUUGAUUGCAAAAGGGAUUGCACGAGGUCUAGAGUAUCUGCAUCGAGGUUGUAACACAAGAAUUGUACACUUUGACAUAAAGCCUCACAACAUUCUGCUGGACAAAGAAUCUGUCCCUAAAAUAUCUGAUUUUGGGUUGGCAAAGUUGUGUAAAAGGAAAGAGAGUAUAGUGUCUGUAAUGGGUGCACGAGGGACCGCUGGGUACAUGGCCCCAGAAGUAUUUUUCAGAAGUCUAGGAGGUGCAUCUCACAAAUCUGAUGUGUAUAGCUACGGGAUGAUGGUUCUUGAAAUGACAGGUGUAUGGAAACGAAGUAAUGCUAACAUGACAAGCACAAAUGACGAAUAUUUUCCCGAAUGGAUACACAAGCAAGUGGAAGCUGCAGGCAAUCUAGAAAACCAUGGAGUGACAACCGCAAAGGAAAAGGAAUUAGUUAGAAAGAUGAUGACGGUGAGCAUGUGGUGCAUUCAGUCUGACCCAUCAGCAAGGCCAUCCAUAAGUAAAGUAGUGGAGAUGCUGGAAGGAAGCUUUGAAUCGUUGCAAGUUUGGCCUAGACAUUUCCGGUCAUCUCACACAAGGCCUGCCCAAGGCGCUUCCCCGUUAGCCACACAGAGUUCAACCAGUGAGAGACUACUAACAAUGCAGACCGCGGGAGAAGACUUCUCUUCCUAA